AUGAAUCAUGACUUUGGGAAGCGAAUGAACGCACCAAACGGUGUCAUUGGGGGCAAUAUCCCGAUGCACUCACAACCACGUAACAACAUGGUGGACUACGACCCUGACGAUGUGAUCGAUGACCUCUCUGAUAGGUUCUCAUCGACUAUAAUGGAGGAUCCUUACAUGGAUAGAGCACCAAAUGAAUACCAACUAUAUCAGAUGAUGAUGCAACAACAACAACAACAACAGCAACAGCAACAGCAACAACACCGACAACUUCAACAUCCAUACUUAAACGUUGGUGGUCCACAGAUGAUGGGAAUGAAUGUACCAAAUGAUUACAUGUACUCAAUGGCAGCACAUGGUAUUAAUAUGCAGAAGCCUCAGUUGAUGUUUGAGGACCCGGUGGACAACACAAACUAUCCAUUCUUGCCAAAGAUACGCGAGAAGCCCAACGCCAUGGUACCACUCGACCCCAUGUUUGACAAGGCCCGCCUCAACUUUGUCAAUGGCACCUUCGUGCGCACCAAGGAGCAGGAGAAGCUGAUCUUCCCGCAUCCCUACGAGUACGAGCUCAACCAUCUCACCUAUCUGCCCAAGCAACAAGUGGCGUGCAAGGAGCAGGUGUCCAAAGGCCUGGACGAGACGGCCUACACAUGGAUCGACCGCGUUGACCAGUUGGCGGCACUCUGUGACAAGCUGAACUCCGUCGAGGAGUUUGCCGUCGACCUCGAGGCGCACAACUUCCGCUCCUACCAAGGCUUUGUCUGUCUGAUGCAGAUAUCGACGCGAACCGAGGACUUUAUCAUCGACACAAUCAUACUGCGAUCGCACAUGCAUCGCCUCAAUGUGCCCUUCACCAACCCACGCAUCGUCAAGGUGCUGCACGGCAGUGAGAACGACAUCAAGUGGCUGCAGCGCGACUUUGGCAUCUACAUUGUCAACAUGUUUGAUACGGGCCAGGCCUCCCGUCUGCUGGACUUCAACUCGUUCUCGCUGGCCUUCCUCCUGCGUCUGUACUGCAGCGUCGACGCCAACAAGCAGUUCCAGCUGGCGGACUGGCGCAUCCGACCGCUGCCCGAGGAGCUGAUCAAGUACGCCCGCGAGGACACUCACUACCUGCUCUACAUCUACGACCGUCUGAGGAACCAGCUGCUCACGUCCAAGGCGCCCGGCACCUCGUCCGCCGUCAACAACCUGCUGGAGGUGCUCCGACGCAGCAAGGAGCUAUGUCUGAUGAAGUACGAGAAGGAGGUGUUUGACGAGAACACAACAUACUUGGAGUAUGCCAAGCGCGUUGGACUUAACUAUGCCGCGCCACAGAUGAGGAUAUUCAAGAUACUGCACAAUUGGCGCGAGAGGAUUGCACGUGAAGAGGACGAGAGUCUGCGAUACAUCCUGCCAAACACCAUCCUGAUGGAGAUCGUCGAUCAACAGCCCACCUCGGUUCAGGAGUUGCUGGCGUGCUGCUCCCCAGUGCCUCCCCAGCACAUCAAGAGUCAUUGCCAUGAGCUGAUACAAGAGAUCCACAAGUCCAAGACAAUGGGAGUGGAUGGUGGCGCCUCUGGACCAGGCAGCAGCGCAAGUGAUCCAGCCAACAAGCAGUACAACACGGGCUUGAUGAAUGGUAUGGGCGCACGAGGCAUUGCUGGCCAGCCCAUUGGUCAGCCAAUCCAGACCCAGCAGCAACAGCUACAGCAACAACAUCUGCUACAACAGCAUCAAUUACAGCAGCAACAGAUUGUCUACCAACAACUCCAGCUCCAGCACCUUCAACAACAAAUCCAGCUCCAACAACUGCAACAUCUUCAGCAGCUACAACAUCACAACCAGCAGGCGCCUGGCUCCUCUGGUGUCCAGUCACAGUACCAGCAACAACAGCAACUUCAACAGCCACAACUACCACAGCCACAACAACAAAUCCAUCAACAACAACAACUUCAACAGCCACAACUUCAACAACCACUCCAACAACAACAGCUACCACAGCUUCCACAGCUGCCACAGAGCAAACCCUCUGUUGAGAAUGGCCAGCAGCAGCAACAGGUCUUCACAUCGAUUACCUCGCCCAAUGUAGUCUACCCACCAUCCCAUUCACAGAGCCCAGUCCUAUCGACGCAUGAGCUGUACAAGACAGCAGGCUGGCUCGAGUCCAACCAGGAACCAAUCCCCUUCCAGCCAUUGAUGAACCCUGCGCCAAGAAAGGGCUCCCUGGGCGCCAGUCAGCUACCUCAACCAACAGCCCCACACACAACAACAGAGCCCACCAAGCAAGAGUCAGUGGCUGCAGUGGACAACAAGGCUGAACAACAACAAAAGCAUAAUAAGAAGCAGCAACAACAGCAGCAGCAUCACCAACAGCCAAUCACUCAAACGCAACAACCACAACAAUCUGUGCAACCACUGCAACAGCAGCAGUCUGCUGUAGCCAAGACAACGACUGGCGAAACUGCGGCCAUACCACCAAACUUGUACAAACCAAUAAUGGAUAACCUCAAGAGCCAAGCGCCCAACCAACCGAUACUGGAUGUGGAAUCUCUUGAGGAUGACGAUGAUGACGACGACGACGUUGACAACAAGUCCACCAAGUCAAACGACAUGGAUGAGAACGAACUAAUUGAGUCAUACCUGUCCGACUCUGGCGAGGAAGAGAUUCCCAAGAGUAUGGAGGAGAUCUUCCAGCUGUCCAAUCUCAACAGAAGGAGAAAUAAGGAAAAGAAGAAGCUAAAGGAGACGACAACGCAUGUCCCACCCACAGCCAAUCCGACCUCCUCCUCUUCGUCAUCGAUGGAGACACCAUCCAAACAGAAGAAGGGCGAGCUGCUAGACGCCGACCCCAUUGUCUUUAUGAAGGUGAUUGGAUGGAUACCCGAUGGAGGCACUGUCCGUGCCACCUCGCCCACAACCGUCUUCCCAGCGGGCGGCAGCCACGAGCAACACCAGCAACAACAGCAAAUGACCCAUCAGAGAAACUUGGCCUCGCACCCAAUGUCGCAGUCCAAGCUGAGGGACCAGCCAAAGAAGACGAGCAAACAGUCGCAUCACCACCAGCACCAUCAUCACCAGCUGCAUCCACACCAGCAGUUCACCGCGCCCUACGACUUCACACCGACGCCAAUGCACAUGCAAACGGCCCAGCAGCCUCCCCAACUCCCACAACACUAUCCACCACAAUCUUCCAACCAGCCAAUGUUCUCCAACCUCAACGAGCAGCCAUUGCAGAGUAAUCCCAAGAAGAAGACCACGACCUCCAUGCGAUCGGGGGCAAAGUCCUCUUCCUCCUAUGUUUCCAAUCAACCAGUCAUGUUUAUUGUACAUACCGUUGUUGGUGGUGGAUGGUGGAUGGUUGAUGGAUAG
Acytostelium subglobosum LB1 is the source of this 3339-nucleotide messenger RNA. RefSeq lists its product as hypothetical. The transcript is spliced from 5 exons. Gene Ontology annotation, biological process: nuclear polyadenylation-dependent snoRNA catabolic process; nuclear polyadenylation-dependent snRNA catabolic process; nuclear polyadenylation-dependent antisense transcript catabolic process. The record is from RefSeq and is a predicted model, not a curated record. Lineage: Eukaryota; Evosea; Eumycetozoa; Acytosteliales; Acytosteliaceae. Gene Ontology annotation, molecular function: nucleotide binding; 3'-5'-RNA exonuclease activity; nucleic acid binding. Gene Ontology annotation, cellular component: nuclear exosome (RNase complex); nucleolus. The coding region runs from base 1 to 3339 and encodes 1112 amino acids.